AUGAGACUCAGCGUACCACCCCGGUUCUCGGGGGAUUACAUGGUGGGCGUGAGGGAACAGCUGGAUGGGAUGGUCAUGCGAUAUGUCUCACAUGUCCAAGGUGUCCUACUCGCACACUGGGACCAUACGUUCCUGGAUCAGACUGUCAACAUCAUCAACGAAUGUCCCUUUGGCGUGGCAGACAUCGAAUUUGAGGCGUUGAUAUGGGCGCCAAAGAUCGGCCAGAAGCUCUAUGGUACCCACUCCCUCUCAUCCCCGUCGCACCUCUCCCUCCUCUUUUCCCGCACAUUCAACGUCUCAAUCCCCCUCCAACAUAUCCCUCAGGACACGUACGAGUUCGAAGCGACCAAUCAAGACGAUGAAGAAGAAGAGGAUAGCGAUUCGGAGGAUGGCCUGAUAGGUCUCGGUGGACUCAACGGGCAUGGGCAGGUCGAGGAGGUCGGGAGGUGGAAGUCGAGGUCGACGGGCGAACUCGUUGGACAAGGUGGGAAGGGUGUGAAGUUUACUGUCAUCGGUAUGCAAGUCACCAACCAGAUGCUCUCCCUCACCGGCUCCCUCCUCGCCGACCCCCACAACCCCCCUUCACCCCCUCCCACCCCUGCCGCCGCUCAACCCAUGCGCGACUCCCCCACUCCCGAGCCUGAAUAUCACUCCCAAACGCCCGUUCGGCCAGCCAAGAAGCCCCGUCAAAACAAAGACAAGGAAAACACCAACAACCCCAUUGAACCGUCUCAUCCCAUCCCCGCUCGCGCGUCAAAACAGCCCCGACCAGUACCGGUCCUGGAGGAGAAGGAGGAGAUUGACGAGUCGUUCUUAUCUGCACGGGAGCUCAAGCAGAAGCGCAAAGAAGAGGCCAAGGCGAAACGGGAUGCGAGGAAGGAGAAGAAGGCGGAGAAUGUGAUGGUUGCGGCACAGGCUGUGGGUGGGGAUAUGGCUGUGGGUCUGGAAGGUGCGGAAGAUGCGGGAGCGGAGGUGGGGAAGAAGCGGAAGGGAGGUGCGGGCGAGGGUGGGCAGGCCAAGAAGAGGAAGGAGUGA
Molecule: messenger RNA, 1035 nt
Organism: Dioszegia hungarica
Lineage: Eukaryota; Fungi; Basidiomycota; Tremellomycetes; Tremellales; Bulleribasidiaceae
Exons: 4
Coding region: 1-1035 (344 amino acids)
Biological process (GO): DNA-templated transcription initiation
Cellular component (GO): RNA polymerase I complex
Source: RefSeq, a predicted model, not a curated record